CUUUUAAAUGCUUACACGUUUUAAUUGCGUCACAUACAUCUGCGCAGCUAAAUUCAGCAUAACAACGUGUCGCCGGUUUUUGUUAUUCUGGAAAAUUGAUAUCGAUCUCGGGAGAAUAUCGAGAUUUUUAUAGAUUGUCGCGUCUAAAAAAUAUAUAGAAUGAAUAAGCUUGCGACGCGAACUGUCAAACGUCAAACGAUAAAAUAACACACAUAUAUCGUGUUUAUUUGACAAGUGUUAUUAUCCGAGAUUUAUCUGUGAUCCAUAUCGUCGUUUAUCCCCACUCGAAUAAAGUUCAUAAUAAUAAUAAUAAUAAAGGAUAAAGGGCACUAAUAGUUUCUAAUAAAUUAUGCAUCGCGUUCGCUUGAACGAUCUCACGAUAAAAUUACGGAGGGUGUCGAAUCUGCAGCCGAUCGUCGUCCAUCGAAGGUUGAUCGCCGGUCGAAAUUCGCUGAUUUACGGAUCCGAGGUCGCGACAGCCCGAAAAAAUGGCACGCCGAUCGUGGCACUGGAGUCCACGAUAAUUACACACGGCAUGCCGUACCCACAUAAUUUGAACACCGCGCUCAAAGUCGAAGACGCCGUCAGAAAGCAAGGUGUUGUUCCUGCGACCAUAGGAAUCUUAGAGGGGAAGGUGCACGUUGGCUUAAACAAGGAACAACUGGAAAUCCUAUCUAAAGCAGACUCUGCAAAGACUAUUAAGUGUUCACGCAGGGAUAUCUGUUUCCUUGCAUCGUGUGGAUUAAAUGGCGGCACAACAGUCAGUGCCACAAUGUUGAUUGCACACGCAGCAAAUAUUGCAAUAAUGGCAACAGGUGGUAUUGGCGGGGUUCACAGAGGAGCCGAGAUGACCUUUGACAUCAGUACAGAUUUGACUGAACUUGGACGUACACCGGUAGCAGUUGUCUGCUCAGGUGUUAAAUCUAUCUUAGACAUUGGCAAGACCUUGGAAUAUUUGGAAACUCAAGGGAUACCAGUGAUAAAAAUUGGCGAAUCGCCAGAAUUUCCAGCUUUUUAUUGCUCCGAGACGUUGGAUAAAAUAAAAGCACCUUGCAGAGUUUCUAAUGCCAAGGAAGCAGCUAAUAUUGUGAAGAUGCAAAGACUACUGGACAUUAAUACAGGGAUAUUAUUUGCAGUAUCGAUUCCCGAAAAAUAUACAUUGAAGCCUGAUAUUGUAGAUUCUGCUAUAUCUGAAGCUUUAGAAAGAGCCAGUGCCAUGCAUAUAACAGGCAAGCAAGUUACACCAUACCUUCUAGAUGAACUCAACAAGCUCACACAUGGUCAAUCCCUUGAAGCAAAUAUGGCUCUUAUAGAAAAUAAUGCUACGGUAGCAGCUGAAGUAGCCUUGAAUCUCUCCGAAGGAUCUUCAACAUCCUACCUAGGACCUGCACCAGAACGAUCGAUUAUAUCAAAGCAAAAACCGGUAGUAGUUGGUGGGGCUGUUUUGGAUACUGUCGUGCAAGUGCAGGACCCGAAAAUAAAUCACGAUGGCAGAACGCAUGCUGGACAAAGCAGACAAAGCUGCGGCGGGGUUGCUCGAAACGUAGCCGAUGCCUUGAUCAAGCUCGGUUUGGAGAACACGAGGCUGGUAUCCGUCGUCGGCCUGGACGACCUUGGAAAGGUCAUCCUCGAGAGUCUGGGAAACGGCGGGGAAACUGUGAAACGAGUGUCGGACAUCAACACCGCCAGGUUCACGGUGAUAGUGGACGUCGACGGUGAAUGCCAUUUCUGCGUCAGCGAAAUGGAAUCCUUCAACGAGAUCGACCCGGAGUUGAUAGAAGAAUGUCGCUCGCACCUCGAAGAAGCUAGUUUUAUCGUUCUCGAUGGAAACCCAGGACCGGACACCAUGCGAUGCGUCCUGGACAUCGCGUCGCAAGCCAACAUCCCGGUUUGGUACGAGCCCACAGAUAUUAAAAAAGCAGCAAACAUAUUCCAAGCUGGACCACAAUGGAGAAAUGUAUUACAUUUUAUCUCACCUAAUCGGAACGAGUUAAAAGUCAUAGGCAAACACUUCAAUAUUCCUGUUCCUGAAAACAUGGAUCUGGAGGCUGUGAAAAAUACAGCUGAACAAUUGCUCAAAUACAUUCCAAAUAUUAUAACUACUUUAGGAUCGCAAGGAGUUUUGGUGACACGCAAGGCUUUGCAAGAUGAGCCCUUCUACGACAAGAAUGGAAAACCUAUUGUCAAUUCCUCAAUUGCAUCUAGAUUGUAUCCUCCUGUGGAUGGUGCGGACAAAUCCAGUAAAAUUCUCAGUGUAAGCGGCUGUGGAGAUUGCCUUACAGCUGGAAUAAUUUAUGGAAUUCAUAAGAAUCUGGAUGAAGCCAGUUGCAUUUCUAUUGCUUUAAAAGCUGCUUCACUUUCAUUAAGAUCUUUUGACACAGUUCCAAGAACACUCACAAUGCUUUCUAAUAGCAAAAAGAAUUUUAAUUAAUAUUUCUUUCUGACAAACUUUUUAAUUGCACUAUUGCAACAAUUUAGCAUGUAAGGAUUUUAAAUAUUUUAAUUAUAUAUUUUAUACUCGUUAAUUACAUUUUAUACAAUUUGAACUUUAUACUUGUUAUAUGUACAAGAUUCUACUGCUGCUAUAAUCAUAUCAAUCUGUUGUUUUAUUAAUUAGAUGCAUAUUGAAUUUAUACAAUGUUUGUCUAAAAUCAAUAUGGAAAUUUUGACGUCGCCAUCGCGUCAUCAUUGAAUAAGUCUUUACAUUAAUCACCGUUGCUUUGAAUAAUCGAGAUUAUUGACAAUACCAUAUUUAUUUUCCAUAAAGUAAAAAAAAUCCGAAUUACAGACGUAA
Molecule: messenger RNA, 2794 nt
Organism: Nylanderia fulva
Lineage: Eukaryota; Metazoa; Arthropoda; Insecta; Hymenoptera; Formicidae
Cellular component (GO): cytoplasm
Molecular function (GO): hydrolase activity, acting on glycosyl bonds; pseudouridylate synthase activity
Source: RefSeq, a predicted model, not a curated record